ACAAGACGUCCGCCAUAUUUGUUGUGGAAAGUGCAUGGUGAUUUUGAGAAUGACAAAUGUACCACUUAGACGUGAAUAGAGGCUCAGAUAAAGAGUUAACCUAUUGAAUUAGAAGUAUACAGAUUGAAAAUGUGGAAUAAUCAGUGGCCUCAACAACCACAACAAGCAGGUUGGCCCAGACCAACGUUACAGUCUCAUUAUGAAAGCAUGCCCCAUGAACAGGUUGAUUGGGCUGCUUUGGCAAAACAAUGGAUGGCACAUAAAGAAGAUCCAUCAGCAAAUGCACCCCCAAAUUUAUUACUGCAAGCACAUAUUCCUCCCCCUCCACCCCCAACAUAUCAACCCCCAAAUAUGCAAGCCAUUAUAAACAUGGCAGCCCAGCCUCCCCCACCCCCUGUUGUUGCAGUAGAUCAGAAUGAUAUGGAUAUAUCUGAUGAAGAAUCAGGUCCUAAAGAAUCAGGUGAUUUUUAUAAUCAAUUUCAAGGAUAUAAUGAAGGUGGACCAGGUAAUUGGGGCUGGAAUGAAGACAAUGAUAAUACAGACGAUAAUUGGCGUCGUAAUCAACGUGGUGGUCAUCAACAUAAUCAUGGCUGGAAUAAUAAUAGAAUGGGACAUCAACGUAAUUAUGACAAUGAAUUUCAUCGAGAUAAUUUUCAUGGUGAUGGUGAUUACAUGAACUUUGAGAAGAAUGAGUAUAAUAAUCAGUAUUGGGGUAAUGAAGAUGGUGAUUAUCAAGGAGGUUCACCAUUUGGUGAUCAUCAUCAUGAUGAAAGUGGCUUAGAUGCUCAAAAGCGUAAAAAUCUACCAAGCUGGAUAAGAGAAGGAUUGGAGAAGAUGGAGAGAGAUAAACAGAAGGCGAUUGAGAAAGAAAGAAAAGAGAAAGAAAGACUGAAGAUAUUAGAAGAGAACAGGAAGGCUGAAUUAGCUGCUGCAGAAACUGUUAAUAAGGAUAAGAAUGGUGCUCCAGCAGUACCAAGAAAAAGUAGAUUUGAUUCAGAUGAAGAGUCAGAGGGUGAAAGUAAAUCCACUAAAACAUCACCAAAACGUCGUACACCAUCACCGGUUAAAACAGAAGAAGAAAAACGCCAAGAAAUGUUAUUAAAAGUCAAACAAUGGUUAAUGGAGAUUUUGUUAGAUGUUACAAGUCAAGAAGUAAAGGAGGUGGCUAAGGAAGUCUAUUUUAAAGCUAAGAAUAAAGCUCAGAAAGCUCCGGCAAAGCAGUUAGCCAAGUCCACUGCUUUGGCCUCAAUAUCUGCUCUUGGACUAGGUUAUGAUAGUGGUACUGAAAGUGAAUCCGAGAAAAAUGAUAGUGAAGAUUCAGACGCUGAUUUAGAAGAAAAGAUACGCAAAAAACGAGAAGAGUUUGAUAAGAAACAUCAGAUAUUUAGUGAAAGUGAGGAUGAUGAACCAGAUAAUAGUGAAAAGUCCCCAGUACCAGCUAUAUUUAAAACUACUAUUGAGGACGACAAAAAAUCCACUCCCUUUUUAACCAAAUAUAAAUCAAUUCCUGGCUUAGACCCUUCUCAAACUACUGAUAGUAACCAUCUUGAUAAGAACAUGAAAUCUAGAUCUAAAAGUUCUAAAAAAUCACGCAAAUCUAGUUCUAGUGAGGACUCUAGUAGUGAUUCAAGUGAUUCUGAUAGUGACAGUAGUAGUACUAGUAGUAGCGAUAGUCCUAAAAAAUCCACGCAGGACUCCUCUGAUGAGUCUAGUCACAGUGAGAAAAGGUCACGUUCUGAGAAAAAGAAAAAAAAGAAAGUCGAUUCAAAGCACAAACGAAGCAGUGAUAGGCGUGACAAAUCUAGUAAGCAUAGUAGUCGCAAACAUGAGAGUAAGUCUUCAAGAAAACAUGCCAAGGUGAAAAGACGCGAAAGUGAUGAAAAAAGUAAACGCAAAGACAGAAGUGUUAGUCCUGAGUAUCAUGACCUAACUCGAAGUCCUUCAACUGAAAAGCAAAGACGUCGUGAUUCACAUGAUCAUAAGCGUGAACGCAAAUCUGAUCAAUCUGAUCACAAAAAAUCACGUAAAGAACAUUCACAUGACGAGGAUUCUUUUGAGCGUGAAAAAUCAAAGAAGGCACGUGUUUUUGUUGAAACCCCGCGGAGAAAGUCAAAGCAAGACUACUCAGACGAUGAUGAAGAAUCUUAUUCAAAAAGUAGGUCAAAAAAAGAUCGCUCUUAUGAUGAGUAUUCCUAUAGUUCUAAAAAAGAUCGAUCUUAUGAUGAUGAAUCCUAUAGUUCCAGUAGGUCCAAACGACAACAUUCUUAUGAGGAUGACUCUUAUUCCAGUAGUAAAUCACGCAGAGAUUAUGAGGAAGCCUAUUCUAGUAGUAAGUCUAAAUCUAGAAAAAGAGGUCGGUCCCGCUCCCCCUCAAUUGAGUAUUCUGACAGAAGAAUUUCAACUGAAUCCAGGUCGAGGAAGAGGUCUGGUAGAAACAGCAGGUAUGAAGAUGAGUAUGAAGAGAGCGAUCAAGUUCUCCACGUAGAAGAUAAACCUGACAUCACUAUUGAUUUUAAACAAAUCAUAUGAUGAAAUUCAUGUAAAUAAACAAAUUCUAUUAU
Lottia gigantea (owl limpet) is the source of this 2561-nucleotide messenger RNA. RefSeq lists its product as hypothetical. Gene Ontology annotation, cellular component: nuclear speck; presynaptic active zone. The transcript has 13 exons. Lineage: Eukaryota; Metazoa; Mollusca; Gastropoda; Lottiidae. Bases 130 to 2529 code for a protein of 799 amino acids. The record is from RefSeq and is a predicted model, not a curated record. Gene Ontology annotation, molecular function: RNA binding.